This is a messenger RNA of Thunnus maccoyii (southern bluefin tuna), 4276 nucleotides long. It is a transcript of the gene fam131bb, whose product is annotated as family with sequence similarity 131 member Bb. The transcript is spliced from 7 exons. The record is from RefSeq and is a predicted model, not a curated record. Lineage: Eukaryota; Metazoa; Chordata; Actinopteri; Scombriformes; Scombridae. The coding region runs from base 1446 to 2816 and encodes 456 amino acids.
AUACUUUAUUGAAGUCAAAUUUGAAUGUAGGACUUUUACUUGUAAUGGUGUAUAUUUCAUGUUUCUAUUUUACUUAAAGAAAUAGCUUGACAAUUACGCUUAUUGGCUUUCUUGCCUCAGUGAGAGAUGAGAUAUUGAGAUGCUGAGAUAUUGACACUCAUAUCUGUAUGGUAAAUAUGAAGCUACAGCCAGCAGCCAGUUAGCUUAGCUUAAACAGGGGGAAACACCUAGCCUGGCUCUGUUUGAAGAGUAACAAAAUCUGUCUGCCAGCACCUUUAAAACUCACUAAUUAAGACAUAAUAUCUUGUUUGUUUAAUUCACACAAAAACUGAGGAGUAAAAACACAGCAAACAGACACAGAUAGUGACUAGCUGGUGAACACAGCCAAGCAUUUAGCAGCUAAGCAGCCAGAUAUUUAUCUCUGGAGUUGGUAGCGACCAAAAACAAGCUAAGAGAGAGUGAAUAUUGGACAAACAUUCACCAAGCGGCCAGAAACAUGACUCCAAAUGAAUGAUAAUGAAGCUCCGUAACUGUCAGAUGUUUGCUUAGAAGAUAAACAUAUUAACUUACAAGUAAUGAUAUAUCAAUAUUGUGCUCAAAACUUGUGUCUGCUGCCCGUAAUUGGUUAUUGCAAGUUUAAGUAAAGGAUCUCAGUGCUUAUUCUACCACUGCUGUUUACAUUGCAAGGAUCCAAAUAUGUACAAAACUCUAUUCUGUCAAGAAAAACACACUUGGAAAGGAUAUGUGUGAUGUCAGGGAUGUUAGAGAGAAGUGGAAUAUUUUCAGUCUGAUGGAUUGCUAAUUUAUGUUUGCUCAACUGUGUGUAUAUCGACAGGAAGGUGAAAACAUUUCAGCACUGCUAGUAGCCCACCAGUAUCCCUGGUCUAGUUAGUGUCAGUCCAGCUGAUAGAGAGGAAUGGUGUGGCAGAGACUGCUGCUUAUCUCCUUUGUCCCCAGCAUCUGUCUGUACACACACACACACACACACUGCAGACACUCUUCCUCCCGUUAGCCUCACUUUGUGUGUCUGCAGCAUCAGAUACCAUUCAGCACAGCACUGACAUCACUCUCUCGCUCACACAAACACACACACACACACACACACACACACACACACACAAUUUUCCGCUGGCUUUCAGUGUUUUUGGCAGCACAUGUAACUAGAGAGGAGAUUCAUUCAUCCGUAGCGUAUUCACUCUGCUAUACAUAACUACGCAAAUAUAAACUGAUCCCUGUUUAAUCCCCUCCCUUCUCCCUGUCACUCUGGUCCUUGACUCUUGCCUUUCUCGUUCCUGGAAAAUCCUGUGUAUCUGUCUCCUCUCUCCUCUCCCUUCUCUUAAUUUCUUUAUCUUCCUCUGCAUGUCUAACAUGCAAUCCGCCCCCCAUCUGUCGCGAUCUCCCUAUACCUCCUCCUCUCCUUGUCUUCUCCCAUUUCCCACCCAUGCAUGUCAAUGUUCUCUCUGUCCUGUCACUCUCUUACUCUUUCCCCAUACCUCUCUCCUCCUAUUUCUCUUCCUCAGCAUGGACGAUCAGAAUUUUCAUGGGAAGGAAUCAAUCUGUCUAUGGAAGACACCACGUCAAUCCUUCCUCGGCUCAAGAGGAACUCAAACGCCUACGGCAUCGGGGCUUUGGCUAAGUCUUCUCUGUCAGGUGUGUCAGGGGUGACCCGUACCAUGAAGGAAAGAGUGACCAAGCCCACAGCCAUGGCUCAGGGUCGUGUCGCUCACAUGAUUGAAUGGCAAAACUGGGGUAUGCAGACGGUGGGUGCAGGGGGCAUCCCCCAGUCCCGCAUCACCACCCAGGAGCGGGAAGAGGAGCGGCGGCUGGAGAACGACGCUUACAGUGACCUCAGUGACGGAGAGAAGGAGGCCCGUUUCGCUGCAGGUAUCUUGCAGCAGUUUGCGAUCUCCGAGGCAACACUCCUAGCCUGGUCAUCGAUGGACGGAGAGAGCCCACGGUCGGGCUCAAACCAGGGCAGUGUGGCUCAUCUGAGCGAAGUCAACCAGGAGAGCAUCACCAGUCGAGAUCAGAUAUUGCAUCACUCCUCAGCAGAGGUGUGGCCUCACACAUAUGUCUCCCAGGGACACUACUGCCUCUCCUCCUCUGAUGCCUGGGAGCCGAUCAACAAUGAUCCCUCCGGUGUGGCGUCUCCCCCUGCUGGCUCCUACGUUAUGGGGAAUGAUGGGUAUGAUGGGCAAGCAGCAGCGCACUUCCUGUCGCAGCAACAGCAGCAACAGUUCAAUCUCCAGCAGCAGAAUCAACUACAACAGCUGCAGCAGAUCCAACAGAUCCAGCACUACCAGCAACAGCAGCUCCUGCAAUAUCAGCAACAACAGUCGCUGGAGCACAGGCUGCACAGUGCCAACCACUCUUUGCAAGCGACGCCCAACAGCACCAUCCACAGUCUGGUCCAUCAGGUUCACCCACCGCUGGUCGAUCUGUGGAACACAGGGCAGAUGGAGGCCUAUCAGACGGAGGCGGGAGGCUACAUGGGUGUGGCGGCAGUGGUGGAGCCGAGCCUCUGCGUUCCCUCUGGAGACGAGAUGGUGGGAACAGAACACUCCCCGCUGCUGGAGCAGCAGGAGGAAGAGGAGGUCAAGGAGGAAGAGGUGACACUCUGCUUGGAGCCAGAGUCGGCCACGUUGACUCCGCCCACACAGCAAGGGGAUGCCUCCGGUGGCAGUAGUCCAGGGCAACCGCCAGCAGAGCCAAUCACAGAGCGGAAGGGCUCCGAUGUCACCUCCGGCCUCGUUCAGACGCUAGAGGAGAGGGAAGAGGAGGAGGAGGGGCAGGCCGCUUCCAUGGCAACCAACUGAGUUCCUGGCUGUCAAGAGACUCCUUAUUACAAACUGACCAGGGAGUCAGCGAGGAAUGAGCGUACUAAUACAAUAUAUAUCUAUUAAUCUGUUCCUUUUUCAGGUAUCAAAAACACAGUUUUUUUGGUUGCGAGAUGAAAUGGUGAGAAACAGAUUUGAAAGCGGGACUCACAAUGAGAGAAGAGCUGAUGCAACAAAGGACACCUAUUUCUUUGUAAGCCUUACAUCCCAAAGGUAAAAGAGGAGAGGAGAGCGGUGGAGAAACUGAAGAGCAGGAGCAGGAGAAGGAGGAGCGCCAACUGACCGUGACAUUUCCAUCAGGGAAAUUAAACCACUUUGAGAUCAAGAGGGAGGGGGGCGGGAAGGAAACAUGCAUGCUUUUUAUGAAGACAAGCAACUCGACCCUGUCAUCAUCUUAUAAUGAUAAAGAAAAUCUAACAUAACAAAACAUUAUGAGAAUAAUUUUGUAAUAAAGAAAAAAACAAAACAAACAACAAAACAAAAAUCUAUGUAUUAGUGUAUGAUAAGAUAUAAUAGUUUUCCUUCAGGAGAACUACUCUGUUUACAGCUGUUACUCAACAUAUUAGAUAGUGUUUAAUCAAAAUUUCCCUGUUACAUCAAACACACACAGUAUACUUUCAUAGUCUGAACAAUAGCAACCCAAACAAUUUCACAAACGAUUAAAAUAAGCUGAGAAAAUGUUGGCAUUUCAGUGAAAUGCGGUUUAACCCUCUAAAAUAUUAAUACAUACUAAUAAAUUCUUCUAUCAUGUUGUGGCACCAGGAUGCCUGAGGCACAACCCAGGGACAGACCUGUCCUGCUGUCUGCACACACUAAACACUGCACAGAUAAGGAUUGUACUGUACGAUAGUGUGCUUCCUACUCUGUCUCUCUGUAUGCAUGUUUCUUCAGAGUACUAUGGAGUAUCUGUACUAUACAGCACUGUAUAGACUUUGCACUGACCCAUAGUAUCCCAGGUGGGGCCUGCGGUGCGGCUUGAACGGCAAGAUUCACGGCGCGAAUGACGGAGAAAUAAAGACAGAGCCGCAUAAGCGAAUCUCUUUUGCACUGAUGCAAUCCAACAGAUCUGAGGUUGUCUCUGGACUGUUGACGUUACCCGAUUCCCACUCUGAAAGCUUUCAGCACCACCGACAACCAAAACCGAGCCACUUAACAACAUGAACCCUCAGCUGCUUUUUCCAUAGACGUAGUCGUGAUUAAUUGAGGAUGACAACCACUAUUUUGAAUGUACUGGAAGACAGAUGGCAGUACAUGAUCCGAGGCCGUUCUAAACCUUAUUUUUUUUUAUGUCUCUCCGCGGCCCACAUGGGAGAGAAUCAAAUGCUUUCUUGAGAAGCAAAAGAUAAACAAGGGAUUCUGUGGGAAGGAGCUGUUGGAAACGGAUUCAUUGCUGGCUCACGUAGACCACCACUACACACACACACACACACACACACACA